CCCUGCCAUAAAAGUAUUCGAUCGAGAGUGCUGUAAUAUCACCAUAUUAUCACGCGUUUUGUUUUAAACGUUUGUCGUUACUUAUUUCGCUUUUUUGAAAAUAAACAAUGGUAGAUUGGAGUUGGUCGAAAAAUGCAAAGAAAAUCUAUUUCAAAUAAGGGAAAUUUUCCAGUGGCAAGAACAGCCCUUGAGGACAUUAGAGAUGAUGUUAAGGAAGAGCCAGUCAGUCCUUUAAAUGAUGACAGUGAAAUAUGUAUCACAGGUGAUGAUAAAACUUGUGUCCAAAGCAACAAGAGGAGAACAGCACACACUGUGGCAGAACAAAAACGAAGAGAUGCAAUAAAGAAAGGCUAUGAUGAUCUUCAACAAAUUGUUCCCACAUGCCUUGGGGAAGAUUCUUCUGUCAGUCCGAAAUUAAGUAAAGCUGUGGUUUUGCAGAAAACAAUCGAGUAUCUCAGGUCCAUAUUGGAUGAAAAAGAUCAACAACAACAAGAGAUCGACACUCUGAAGAAAGAAGUUUUGGCUCUUAAAAUUAUGAAAGCAAACUAUGAACAAAUAGCCAGUUCCACUUACACACCGGGUAUGGGUUCUACUAGCAAUGCAAUAACAGAAGAAGCUAAAUUUAACUUGUUUAAAAGAAUAAUGGACGCGCAAUUUGUCACAUUCAACAAUGCUGCUCACGUGACGAGCUUUUCCGCCCUAUCCGCGUCCAUUUUUAAAUGGUUAGAAGAGGAAUGUAAGCCACAGAAGUUACAAGAAAUUGUGGUGGAAUCUUUGCAGAAUACAAAAAUCAAUGGGAUUUAAUGCCAGGUUAAUUGACUUUGACGUCGCAAAUGUCGAAGGAGUUUUGAACUAAAAUAUGGUGACAUUUGUUGCAUGUACGCUUGGAAGUGGAAUCACUUGAAAUUUUGGCUUCAAAAUCCAUGACAUAGAAACUGUUUAUUUUUCACUAUAAUGCUUUUAACUUCAUUCUGUUGCUUUAUCGCUUAAAACUCUCAGAUCAUCAA
This is a messenger RNA of Xenia sp. Carnegie-2017, 1007 nucleotides long. Its product is annotated as max-like protein X. Gene Ontology annotation, biological process: regulation of transcription by RNA polymerase II. Gene Ontology annotation, molecular function: protein dimerization activity; DNA-binding transcription factor activity, RNA polymerase II-specific; RNA polymerase II cis-regulatory region sequence-specific DNA binding. The record is from RefSeq and is a predicted model, not a curated record. The coding region runs from base 133 to 804 and encodes 223 amino acids. Gene Ontology annotation, cellular component: nucleus. Lineage: Eukaryota; Metazoa; Cnidaria; Anthozoa; Malacalcyonacea; Xeniidae. The transcript has 10 exons.